UCUGUACCCCUCCCUGACCACCAGCACUGUGUCCCCCCCAUCUCCUCCGAUCCCCUCCACCCAGCUGUGUGUGCAAUAAUCUUCCAUCUAUCCAGCAUCUGUAUUAUCACUGAGGAGGGGGCUCCUCUCCUCUCUAUCACAGGCAGUCAUUUCAGUCCUCUUCUCAGUAAGUGUUGGGGGGGGGGGGUCUCUUCUUUCAUUCAUCCUCUGUUAAUGAUCUGCCAUUCAUUGCUCUGGCUCCAUAGGGGGGAGCUGGGGGUGUUUUAUGGGAGUAUUGGCGGGCAGUGACCACCGUCCACACUGCAGCCACCUUCACAAAAGCCCCUCUGCGGGUAUAUGGACAGGAGCUCCCUCCUGCGGCUCAUCCAGGGGCAGCUCGACCCAGACAACACCGGAUUCGUAUGUGCAGAGACCUUCACCACCCUGGUGAACAACCAUGAGCUGCCCCUGGACCCCGCCAAACUGGAGAUGUUAUUUGCCCUCUCCCAGGGUAACGAGGAGGGGCAGAUCUGCUACCCACAGCUGGUGGACCUGAUAAGCAGCAAGAGGUCCAGCAGCUUCCGAAGAGCCAUUAGCAGCGGUCAGCGAGCUCUUCCCCGUGAUGUUCUGCUUGACCAGGAUGGGCUGGGUGUCUACAAGAGGUUUGUCCGCUAUGUGGCCUACGAGAUUCUGCCUGGGGAGAUGGAGAGACGCUGGUACUUCUACCAACAUCGGCCAUGCCCACCGCCCGUCUUCAUGGCAGCUGUAACCCUGACUCAGAUCAUAGUAUUCCUCUGUUACGGGGUCAAACUGAACAAGUGGGUUUUACAGACGUACCACCCCGAGUACAUGAAGAGUCCGCUGGUCUACCACCCGGGGCAUCGGGCCAGAGCUUGGCGCUUCCUCACCUACAUGUUCAUGCAUGUUGGCCUGGAGCAGCUGGGAUUUAACACCCUGUUACAACUGAUGAUCGGAGUUCCUCUGGAGAUGGUACACGGGGUCCUGCGGAUAGGUUUUCUGUAUCUAGCCGGGGUGUUGGCAGGAUCCCUUGCUGUUUCCGUCACAGACAUGAGAGCUCCUUUGGUCGGAGGUUCCGGUGGGGUUUACGCCCUCUGUUCUGCCCACCUUGCUAAUGUUGUCAUGAACUGGGCUGGAAUGCGCUGCCCUUACAAGGUCCUUCGAAUGGUUCUUGCAUUGGUUUGUAUGAGCUCAGAGGUGGGCCGUGCAGUGUGGCUUCGUUUUUCCCCACCAUUACCAUCUGCUGGACCCCAGCCCAGCUUCAUGGCCCACUUGGCAGGAGCCGCUGUUGGUGUCAGUAUGGGCUUAACCAUCCUGCGCAGCUAUGAAGAGAACCUCCAGGACCAGUGCGGCUGGUGGGUCAUCCUUCUGUGUUACGCCACUUUUCUAGCCUUCGCCAUCUUCUGGAAUGUGUUUGCUUACGACCUGCUCGGCGUUCAGAUCCCGCAUCCCCCCUGACCCUGACCACACUUGGGUGCUGAGAUGAACCAGUUCCUCCACUCACCCACAGCAAAGAACUGACUUUGGAAACUACUGCUGGCACCUUCGGCAGCCCCGAAGACUAACAGAAUUGCGGUGGAGCCAGGCUGAGCCAUUGGAGGGCUUUCACUUGCCCUUCACGAUGAAAAGCAGAGUCAUGUGAUGCUGUUUGCUAUGUAUAUAUGUGGUCAGGUGAUUUUAUAAUCUAUUUUAUUUUUAAUUGCUGCUCUAAAUUAUUAUACCUUGUACAUAGAGCUUUUCAGAAGGUGGGUUAUCAUCAGGUAAACAGACCUAAAAACAGACUGGGACCUGUUUAUCAAACUGCAUGGAGGAAGACAGUCCCAGACAAUCAGUGUUGCCCAAUCAAAGUCUUGCUUUAAAGUGAUCGUGCCACCACAAAUGCUUGCCACUGCCCUAAUAUCAGGUGCCUCAAGAUGCCUACAUAUACCUCUCUUUCACUCCAUUGGUUUUUAUUUGGUGCUCCUCAAGGGCCUUGGAACCCAGACACCGCAAAAUGUAAAAUUUGCCUUCCAUGCAAAGUCUAAAGGUCAGGCCUGCUCUAUACCAUAACCCUUAAGAUGCAAACUUUGACCAUGGAAGGUAAGGAAGGAACAUCCUAGCUGUCAACAGCUAAGAUUCAAGAUUUAUUUAUAACAUAUGUCGGGGUUUCUUGGGUGCUUUUAAAAUGACAGAUAGGUAUGUGCGCCCACCUUGAUGUGCCUUUUUUUCAGCAGACUAACCAACAUUUAUACUUUACAUGGUGGCAGGAUGACUUAAAAAGCAUGGAAAUAAGAGUUUAACUGGCUGCUAUGGGCCACAAAGACCGUCUAGGACAGUUCUAACCUCGAGCACUUUGACAAUGGAAGUCUAAUAUGAAGGAGGAAACAAAGAAGCUCAAAGCGAAACUCCUCCGUAGUCCAGGUGUCCCAGUUUCACACAUCCCAUGGGUCCCAGUCUCUCUAAUAGUGGUUAGACAGUUCAUUUCAUUUAUAGGUGUGUGUCUCAUUUUUAUGCACACGUUUGCAUCUCUUUAGUAAUGCGCAUUUUUUUUUGAAGCGGCCAGUAUUAACAGCUUAUUGAUGAGUGGAAUAAGAAGCCCCAAUCAGGUCCAACCCAUGCCAUGUCAUUGUACCUACAUUGCUUCUAUGCAUCCUCCAAGUGUCCCAUGUUGGCAGUUGAUGGAUGCUAGAGGUACGUAGUUUCACUGCAAUACUAUUUGUCGGAUUAGGACCAACAUCUGCCUGGUAAAAAGGUCACAUGACUAAUGCCAUUCUUUUCUUCUACACAUCCCGCUGCAGAUCAAUGGUAGAUAGUGGGGGUAAUAUGCAGAGCAUGUAUAUCCCCUUAUUUUUGCCUGGCUAUACUUUUUUUGUUGUUGUUUAUUAUAUAUAUUUGCUUAAUGAUUGAGCCUAACCUGCUCCUUUAAGGCCUAGAAUUACAUGGGUGAUAUUUAAAAGUCCAAUCAUGCUUCUCGAUUAAUCACCAAGAGUAGAUACCGAUCGAUGAACAGAUGGAAUGUCUGGCUUUCCAUGGUAUGGACUAUACAGGUAUAUAGGUGGAUUCAGAUAGACUUAGGCUGGCGUAUCAGUAGAUACGCC
Rana temporaria (common frog) is the source of this 3074-nucleotide messenger RNA. It is a transcript of the gene RHBDL1, whose product is annotated as rhomboid like 1. The transcript is spliced from 8 exons. Gene Ontology annotation, cellular component: membrane. The coding region runs from base 337 to 1455 and encodes 372 amino acids. Gene Ontology annotation, molecular function: serine-type endopeptidase activity. The record is from RefSeq and is a predicted model, not a curated record. NCBI's taxonomy places the organism in Eukaryota, Metazoa, Chordata, Amphibia, Anura, Ranidae.